Messenger RNA from Prunus mume (Japanese apricot), 1358 nucleotides. RefSeq names its product persulfide dioxygenase ETHE1 homolog, mitochondrial-like. Gene Ontology annotation, cellular component: mitochondrion. The record is from RefSeq and is a predicted model, not a curated record. NCBI's taxonomy places the organism in Eukaryota, Viridiplantae, Streptophyta, Magnoliopsida, Rosales, Rosaceae. Gene Ontology annotation, molecular function: sulfur dioxygenase activity. Gene Ontology annotation, biological process: glutathione metabolic process; hydrogen sulfide metabolic process.
AUAAUAAUGGACAACAACACCACCACCUUAAAUAAUGAUAAAUAAUAAAAAUAAUACAGAACAGAACAUAAUAAGCAUCUUCUCCCACCAAAACCAAAUCGGCUGAUCGAUUUCAUCGCUGUGUCCACCAACAACAUUACAGACAGGGCAAAUGCUUCGAAUCAGUCUCCUCAGAUUUCUCUCUCUUCCUUCUCGCUCCUCUUCUUCUUCUUCCCUUUUCUUCAAUCCCAUUUCUCCUCAUUCCCAUUCCCAAAACAUGGCCACCUCUGCUUACACGACAUCGUCUGACUCCGCCUCCUCUGCGAAGCUCCUCUUCCGCCAGCUCUUCGAGAAGGAGUCCUCCACGUACACUUACUUGCUCGCCGACGUCGCUCACCCCGACAAACCCGCUCUGUUGAUUGACCCGGUGGACAAGAUGGUGGAUAGGGAUAUCUCCCUUGUCAAAGAGUUGGGUUUGAAGCUAAUUUAUGCCAUGAACACUCAUGUUCAUGCUGAUCAUAUCACUGGCACUGGCCUCAUCAAGACUAAGCUUCCUGGUGUCAAAUCUAUCAUUUCGAAGGCGAGCAACUCAAAAGCAGACCGUCUGAUUGAAGCCGGUGAAAAAAUACAUUUCGGCGAUCUGUUUUUGGAGGUUCGAGCUACUCCCGGGCAUACAUUAGGUUGUGUUACCUAUGUUACAGGAGAUAGGCCUAAUCAGCCACAACCAAGGAUGGCUUUCACUGGAGAUGCUUUACUCAUACGGGGUUGUGGGAGAACUGAUUUUCAGGGUGGCAGUUCACAUCAACUGUACAAGUCAGUUCAUUCACAGAUUUUCACAUUGCCAAAGAAUACGUUGAUCUAUCCUGCUCAUGAUUACAAGGGAUUCAGUGUUAGCACCGUUGGGGAGGAGAUGCUUUAUAAUCCUCGACUCACAAAAGAUGAGGAAACAUUUCAAAAUAUCAUGGAAAAUCUAAAACUCUCAUAUCCGAAAAUGAUUGACAUAGCUGUACCUGCGAAUAUGGUUUGUGGAUUGCAAGAUUUGUCUGAAAGGCCUGUUGAGUCUGUGUCAAACUAGACAUAUUUGCUGCUACGAUUUGCAUUUCAGACGAGAACAUCGAAAGGGAGCCGGCUUAACCACAUGAAUCAAUUGGCUACAAUUUGACUGUACUAAGACCUUGAAAGUAUACUGAUAAUGCCACGAAAGCAGCUCUAUAUCCUAUGACAUCUCUCUCCUCUUCAUUUCAAGAGAUGACUUGUAUUAGCUCUUUCGUUGUACAGUAAAUAAAAAUAAAUAAAUAAAUCUCUGGAUGACUGAGCUGGCUGUGGCUAUUGUAUUAGAAUGACUACAUAAAAUAAAACCUCCAAUUUACUAUUUUCCA